Molecule: messenger RNA, 312 nt
Organism: Porites evermanni
Lineage: Eukaryota; Metazoa; Cnidaria; Anthozoa; Scleractinia; Poritidae
Source: the annotation of a GenBank genome assembly
AUGCUAGUGAAACAUAACCCAUGGCAACAACUUCAGCAAAGUUUAAAUCGCCGGCCGAGAAGACGUUUAAACGACAUGGUUGUGUCGCACUACUGCAACUGGACAAUUCAGAUAGACGACAACCCGGAUCGAAAUCCCAGAUUUCUGUCGAAAGCAGUGUGCCAAGAUUGCAAAUGGUACUGCCAAGCUGUAGAGUACGAACACCGCGUUUUACUGAAGGACUGCCCAGACUAUAAAACUCACAAGGCGAACAUGGUUUUGUGGAAAUGGGAGACCGUCAAACUACCUGUUGCCUUUGUUUACAGUCCGUAG